This is a messenger RNA of Phytophthora nicotianae INRA-310, 1198 nucleotides long. RefSeq lists its product as hypothetical. The record is from RefSeq and is a predicted model, not a curated record. NCBI's taxonomy places the organism in Eukaryota, Oomycota, Peronosporomycetes, Peronosporales, Peronosporaceae. The transcript has 3 exons. Bases 450 to 752 code for a protein of 100 amino acids.
CCCCAUCGCAUCUUUUGGCAAUUGGCAAUCGUUCAUGGAUCCUAACGUAUAUGCAGUGUCCUCUGCUGUCCACAAAUGCCGCCUACUCGUGAGAUCAUCACCAGCGCGGGAGUAGCGCGAAGAUCAUGUGGCUUUCUCAAUACACGAAAAGCAGACCCAGAAAGGGUUAAUGAUUGCGACCUUCGAAGAUCGCUUCAGUGCCAGCCAAUCCCGUUGGUGAACAUUUGACUUGGUGUUUGUAAGGCGCACACAGUCAAUUGCGAUGGACAUUGCGGACGCGUUCGACGCCAUCUCCGGCUACGAGGAGACGCUCGUGGCGCAGGGCGAGGCCAUGGGUAUGGAGCGCGGGCGCGAGCUGGGGAUCGAGGAAGGCCGCGAGCUCGGGUGCGUCCGCUGCGCUCGAUAGGAGUGCAAACGUAUCCACUAAUCUGGUAUUCUAUCGUAGCGUCAUGAAGGGUGCGGAGAUCGGUAGCGAGCUGGGCUUUUACCAGGGCUGUCAUUUGGUGUGGAGCCACAUGCUGCAGAGCGAUGAGCUCAAGAGCAAACUCCCGGCUCGAGCAGCUAAAUCAGUUGCGUCGUUUGGCGCGCUGCUCGAAGCGUUUGAGCUGAAGAAUGUGGUGGACGAGGACAUGAUGCAGGAGCUGCUACGUAUACGAGCCAAGUUUAAGGUUAUUACAGCAAUCACAGGACUGCGAGAGAGCUUGGUGUACAGCGAGGAAGACAUUAAAGCACAUAAGGAUAUGUCGUUCUGAGGAAGGGAAAUGGCUGCCGCGGGUAUUCAGGACAAAGGAUUGGAGUGAAUACUUCAAAUAUCGGAGCAUCUAUCUUCUGAAAAGCGACCGAGCUCACAACUCCUGCAAAGGAUGGCGAAAGUUGAUAAGCUUCAAACGGGAGUUAUGACCCCCCCCCCCCCCCCUUCCAGAGCAGGCCUGCACUGCAGGCUAGCUCAGCGACCGUAGAACACGCCAUUAUUCGUGAAUAGUGAUGACUGCUUCGUACCCGACACAGCGUCCUAGGUCCCGCAACUUCGGUUAUAGUGUCGAGUUUUGAUUCACCCUACUCCAGUGGAGCCUUCUGCAACAGAAAACCGCGGCCUACUUCUGAGUCCCUCUGCACUUUCGUACUACUGUAAUAUCUCAUAGUGAUGAUGCAGACCGCUUGACUUCAUAAUACAUACUACAUGUGAAGUUAUCCGUAU